UUGACAGAGAGUGGCUGGAAACCUCUAAUGAGGAUAUUCCGAAGUUGUACCUAAUUGGUCUGUCUUUCCUGCUGCUCUUAAGGGGAGAGGGGGAGACGGGGCCGAUCGAAGCUACCACAGAGGGGUGCAUCUGGGACUCCAGGACUCAGAGGAGAGAGUGGUACACUGGGUAUUGAAGGAAGAAAAGGCGAGAAGGGGGAGCCUGGACUCUCAACUGAAGAAGUGAAGGAGCUAGUCAACCAGGAGGUGGUAGAAAAGUGUGGGUUAGAAUACAAGUUCAUGGUGAAGUCUGUGGAUCCAGAUGGAACAAUGGCAGUGACUAAGAAUAAAAAGGAGCCAGGCGAUGUAGUGAUACACCUCAACCCUGACCUCCAGAAAGAAGGGAUGGAGGAAGAAGCUGAAGAAGUGGAAGAAUAUGGAGACACACUGGGAGAAAUGACCAGUCCUGCCCCUGUGAUCCUACCCAACCGCACUGAUUCUCUUGGGGGAGGGACUGCUGAGUGGGGACAGAGGAAGAAAAGAAGUGUACUUGGAGCAAACACAGCUGAAGCAGACCGCUGCCUGGAGCCGAUGUCAGAGGGGGCCUGUUCAGAAUAUGUUCUGCUCUGGUACUUCCACCCUCGCUCAGGGGAAUGCAGGCCGUAUGUGUAUGGUGGCUGUGGAGGCAACAGCAAUCGAUUCUCCUCAAAACAAGAGUGCCAGAGUUGGUGCGGGAUGGAGAGGAGAGGUACCGAACUCUGGAGAGGAAACUAGCAACCCCAAAUAAGGAAAUCAUUUUUGUACAUAACUGUGUAAAAUUUUUAUAAUUUUGUGUUUUGUAUUGGAUUUAUUUAUAUAUAUUAACGGCUGUUUCUUGAUUUGUUUUCAUAGACAAAGUGUUGAAAAUCAAAAUGUGAAUUUUGUGAUUUUUUUUAAUAAGCCUAUGUUUCUGAAAUAGACUCACAUUGGUGAGUUUUUGAAUGUCAAAAGUGAUGUAAAUUCAUACAGACAAAUUAAAUCAGGCUUUUCUUGUG
Messenger RNA from Cottoperca gobio, 1013 nucleotides. RefSeq names its product amyloid-beta A4 protein. The transcript is spliced from 8 exons. The coding region runs from base 280 to 753 and encodes 157 amino acids. The record is from RefSeq and is a predicted model, not a curated record. NCBI's taxonomy places the organism in Eukaryota, Metazoa, Chordata, Actinopteri, Perciformes, Bovichtidae. Gene Ontology annotation, molecular function: serine-type endopeptidase inhibitor activity.